Messenger RNA from Helianthus annuus (common sunflower), 3364 nucleotides. Its product is annotated as FT-interacting protein 3. NCBI's taxonomy places the organism in Eukaryota, Viridiplantae, Streptophyta, Magnoliopsida, Asterales, Asteraceae. The transcript is spliced from 2 exons. Bases 245 to 3298 code for a protein of 1017 amino acids. The record is from RefSeq and is a predicted model, not a curated record.
ACUUCCAUUAAUAUUCUCAGAAAUUUCACCCAUUGACGAAUUAAACCACUAUUUCGUCUUCUUCUUGAUAUUUUAUCUUUAUAGUUUAUACAACCAGUUUGAUUGCAAUGCAUCAUGCAUCAUGCUCUGAUAAUCUAAAUCAGCCAAAUUUAAAAACAAAACAACACUUCUUCCAUUUCUAAGCUUGACAGCAUAUCAAAAGGUGUGAAAUAUCUAUUCAAGAACAACUGCAAACUGUGUGUAAAUGAGCAACCUAAAGCUAGGAGUUGAGGUCCAUAGCGCCCAUGGGCUUAUGGCGAAAGACGGGCAGGGUUCGGCUAGCCCGUUUGUCGAGCUUCAGUUUGAUCGCCAAAAGUUCCGAACCACUGUCAAAGAAAAGGAUCUCAACCCGUAUUGGAAUGAAACUUUUUAUUUCAAUAUUUCUGACCCGAAUAACCUGUCGAACCUUACGCUUGACGCGUUUGUGUACAACAGAACUGAAGGGAAUGACUCGAAGUCGUUCAUGGGUAAGGUUCAUAUCAAUGGAACAUCGUUUGUCGUGUACUCGGAUGCUGUUGUUUUUCAUUACCCGUUGGAGAAACGAAGCAUUUUUUCACAUGUGAAAGGCGAGUUGGGCCUUAAAGUGUUCAUCACGGAUAACCCGAUAGUUGGAUCCUCGGAUCCAUUUCCGAGGAUGGAUACUCCUUCCUCAGAUGCAUUUCCUCAAAUGAAUUCUUCCCGUAGUCGAAAAAAGUCGAAAGAUUCUCGAAAAACGUUUCAUCAUUUGCCAAACUCGAACUUUGUCCAGCAGCCUCAGUUUCCUCCACAGCAGCCGUAUGUGGCGGCUAUGAACCCACCACAAGGCCCGCAACAACCGCCUGCAUAUGAAGUUGAGAACAUGAGAAACCGAGUUCAAAGUCAAAGUCAAAGUCAAUAUCGAAGUCAACCAAAUAUUGUCCGGAUGUACUCCGGAUCUUCAUCACAACCUAUGGAGUAUGCUAUCAAAGAAACAAGCCCGAAUCUUGGAGGUGGUCAGGUGAUCCGGGGUCGGGUUGUGAGCGGUCGAAAUCAACGGGCCAGCACUCAUGACCUUGUUGAACCGAUGCAGUACCUAUUCGUUAGGGUCGUGAAAGCACAAGACCUCCCGCGUAUGGACCUCACAGGAAGUCUCGACCCGUAUGUUGAAGUGCGGGUCGGGAACUAUAAAGGAAUCACACCACACUUUUCAAAAACAUCUAGCCCGGAAUGGAACACGGUUUUCGCGUUCUCUCGAGAAAGAAUGCAAACGACGAUAUUAGACAUCGUGGUUAAAGAUAAAGACGUGAUCAAAGACGACUUUGUUGGGAUUGUUCGUGUGAAUCUUCACGAUGUUCCAAAACGGGUCCCACCCGAUAGCCCGUUAGCUCCAGAAUGGUACCGGCUAGAGAGCGAAAAGGGUGACAAGACGAAAGGUGAACUCAUGCUUGCGGUUUGGAUCGGGACACAAGCCGAUGAAGCCUUUCCUGAUGCUUUCCUUGUAGACCAAGCAACGAGUAGUGUCGAUAGCUCGCUUAUUUCGAGCUACACUCGAUCAAAAGUCUACCAUUCACCUAGACUUUGGUACGUUCGUGUUAAUGUUAUUGAGGUACAAGAUCUCGUUUGGGCUGAAAAAAACCGAUUCCCGAAUGUAUAUGUGAAAGCACAGAUUAGUAACCACGUAUCGAGAACAAGACCGGUUACCGCACGAAAUGCAAAUGCAUUAUGGAAUGAAGAUCUGAUGUUUGUAGCUGCUGAGCCGUUUGAAGAUCAUCUGAUACUUACUAUUGAAGACCGAAUCGGGACCAAUAAAGAAGAGACAUUAGGGAAGGUGUUUAUACCAUUAAAUAGUGUCGAUAGACGGGCCGACGAUCGGCCCAUUAUUCCCCGAUGGGUCAUGCUUCAAGACCCGAGUGAUAAAGAUGUUGAUGAGAAGAUGAAGAAGAGCGAUAAAUUUGCUACUCGGCUCCAACUUCGGGUUUGUCUUGAUGGUGGGUAUCACGUGCUCGAUGAGUCGACUCAGUACAGUAGCGAUCUCCGACCGUCAGCAAAACAGCUGUGGAAGCCAUCGGUCGGGAUAUUGGAACUCGGUAUCUUAAAUGCUAGUGCUCUACAUCCUAUGAAAACCCGAGAAGGUGCGGGAGUGACAGAUGCAUAUUGUGUCGCUAAAUACGGUCACAAAUGGGUUCGAACAAGAACCGUUAUUAACAGUUUGGCUCCAAGAUUCAACGAGCAGUACACUUGGGAAGUUUACGACCCGGCAACAGUUCUAAGCGUCGGUGUUUUUGAUAACUCUCAGCUCGAGAAAGACUCCGAUUUGCAAGAUAUGAGAAUCGGAAAAAUCCGAAUCAGAAUCUCGACACUUGAAACGGGUCGGGUUUAUACACAUUCAUACCCGUUAUUGGUUCUUCACCCGUCGGGUGUUAAGAAAAUGGGCGAACUACAUUUGGCGAUACGUUUUUCCAGUGCUUCAAUGCUGAAUAUGAUGUAUAUGUACUCGAAACCCCUCCUACCGAAAAUGCAUUACGUGAGGCCCUUAUCGGUGGUUCAGCUAGACAUGCUCCGCCACCAGGCGGUUGUGACCGUUGCAGCUCGACUCAGUCGAGCCGAACCGCCGCUAAGGAAAGAAAUAGUUGAGUAUAUGACUGAUGCAAAAUCGCAUCUAUGGAGUAUGAGACGAACUAAGGCUAAUUACUACAGGCUAAUUUCGGUUUUCAGCGGGGUUUUGGCGGUGAGUAAAUGGUUUCGGGAAGUUUGUUUAUGGAAAAAUCCCAUUACAACCGUGCUUGUUCAUAUCCUGCUCGUGAUGCUCGUGUCUUUACCGGAACUUAUUCUGCCAACGGCUUUUAUCUACAUGUUCUUUAUCGGACUCUGGAACUACUGGUUUAGACCACAGUACCCUCCUCAUAUGAACAUCCGAUUAUCACACGCUGAUGCAGUUCAACCCGAUGAGUUGGACGAGGAAUUCGACUUGUUACCGUCAUCUCGGAGCCCAGAUAUUGUUCGGCACCGGUAUGACCGGUUACGAAGUCUUGCCGGUCGAAUCCAGUCGAUGCUUGGCGAUAUAGCAAGCCAAGGCGAACGGCUACAGGGACUUCUCAGCUGGCGGGACCCACGUGCUACACUUAUAUUCAUGGUGUUCUGUCUUGUGGCUGCGUUUGUGGUAUACGCUACGCCUUUUCAGGUGCUCGUGGCACUGACUGGAUUUUAUGUCAUGAGACAUCCAAGGUUCCGGAAUAGGUAUCCCUCUGCGUCAUUUAACUUCUUUCGAAGGCUUCCAGCGCGUGCAGACAUCAUGUUGUGAGUCGGCUAAGGCGGGUUUUUUUCACAAGAUUUCUCUUUGCUUCUGUUUGAAUUAUCAUAUUUGCAU